Messenger RNA from Schistosoma spindalis, 1122 nucleotides. Lineage: Eukaryota; Metazoa; Platyhelminthes; Trematoda; Strigeidida; Schistosomatidae. The record is from the annotation of a GenBank genome assembly.
AGCUGAGUGAAAAUUGUUUCUUUAACAACCGUAAAAAAUCAACAUAUGCGUUACGAUAUCCUUGAUGGCUGGUACUAAUCGUUCAGUAAACUGUUCAACUGCAUUACAACGAUUGAAACAAGACUAUCUAAGGCUUUCAAAGGACCCAGUUCCUUAUGUAACUGCAGAGCCACUUCCAACUAACUUGUUUGAGUGGCAUUAUGUCAUUAAAGGACCCGCUGAUUCACCUUAUAAAGGAGGUUAUUACCAUGGGAAACUUGUUUUUCCGAGAGAUUUUCCAUUUCGACCUCCUUCAAUAUAUAUGAUAACACCAAACGGUAGAUUCGCAUGUAACACGAGACUGUGUCUAUCAAUAAGUGAUUUUCAUCCCGACACAUGGAAUCCUGCAUGGUCUGUCUCGUCCAUACUAACGGGCUUACUGAGUUUUAUGCUGGAGAAUACGUGUACCAUGGGUAGUGUUGUGACUUCAACAAGCACUAAAAAGCAACUAGCUAGAAGCAGUGGAGAUUUUAACCUGAAGUCUGAAAUUUUCUGUGAAUUAUUCCCUGGAAUUGUUAAAGAGAUUCGCGAAAAUCUAACAGCUGAAGAACUUCGUAGUAAACUUCUAAAUUCAUCAAAUCAACGUCAGUCACAAUCCGAUGCAAGUACAAAUAACUUCGGAGUAAAUGGUGAAAAUAGAAAUGAAUGGCAUAUCUCCAAAUUAUUUGUCCUGAUCGUAUUUAGUAUAUUUGCUUUUCUUGUACAACUUGUCAUGAGAUUUCUAGAACCUAUUUGAUAAGUUAUCCCUACUUAAUCGGUUAUUUCAUGGUAUAAACACAUUAUGUCGGCAUGGUAGUGAUAACGUACAAUGGUGUGUGCAUAUUUUGUUACUUGCCUACUCUAUUGUUCUUUCAACUGUGUAAAAUUCAUGUAUAACUAUCCUCAGUGAUUGACUCUUGAUCUAAAUUUGUAAUUUUUAUUGUAACUAUUUCUAAUUUUUUCUUUAUGAAUUUGUCACGAUGGUAAACAAGAAUGCUGCGCAUGUAACAUAUGAUAUACUUGUAAUGUCUGUGAUUUGUGAAUGACUUUUUUGUGUAGUACUAAUAAAAAAGCAAACAAGAAAAAAUAUGUAUAGCUACAACA